This is a messenger RNA of Zingiber officinale, 2005 nucleotides long. Its product is annotated as pentatricopeptide repeat-containing protein At5g04780, mitochondrial-like. Lineage: Eukaryota; Viridiplantae; Streptophyta; Magnoliopsida; Zingiberales; Zingiberaceae. Gene Ontology annotation, biological process: RNA modification. Gene Ontology annotation, molecular function: zinc ion binding; RNA binding; protein binding. The transcript has a single exon. The coding region runs from base 32 to 1897 and encodes 621 amino acids. The record is from RefSeq and is a predicted model, not a curated record.
UGCUAAUCCACCGCAAAAGCAGAGAGCGAGAAUGCUGAUCUCCAAACGCUGGAGAUUGCGAUCUAUCAACCCUAAAUUCCAUGGUUUUCUCCCCAAAACUGGAUUUUUACCAGAAAUCUCAAGCAAGGGAUUGGGAAUAGUUUCCUGCAGCAGCGGCUACUUCGGCGGAUCCUCCAACAUCCGGCGACUCCUUCAAAUAUGCGCAAGGGAUCGACUGAUCAGAGAAGGCAAGUGUUGUCAUGGUUUAGCACUUCAAUCUGGUUUGCUCGUAGAUGUUCUUACUUGCAACAUUUUGAUCAACUUUUACUCCAAAUGUGGUAUCGUCGAUAUGGCUCGUCAGGUGUUUGAUAGGAUGCCCCAACGAAGUAUGGUCACUUGGAAUACCAUGAUUGCCGCACAUUCCCAACAGGGAGAGGGCACAGAGGCUCUCAACGUUUUCUUGCAGAUGCGUCGAGAAGGCACGUUGCCGAGUGAGUUCACAUUAUCGAGUGUGAUUUGCGCCUGUGCUGCUAGUUCUGCUAUUGCAGAAAGCCAACAGUUGCAUGCUUUGGCCCUUAAAGUUGCAAUGGAUUCCAAUGUGUAUGUCUGCACUGCAGUGGUUGAUGUCUAUGCUAAGUGCGGGAUGAUCCGUGACGCCCAGUUUGUUUUCAAUGCAAUGACCGAAAGAUCAUCUGUCACAUGGAGUUCUAUGGUUGCAGGCUAUGUGCAGAAUAGUCUUUUCGAGGAAGCGAUUUCGUUUUUUGGUUUCUCUGUUAAGAAGGGAGUGCAGUUGACAAAGUUCACACUUUCUGCCGUGCUUUGUGCAUGUGCUAGUCUUGCAGCAAUUACAGAAGGAACACAGCUCCAUGCAAUUGUAGUUAGAGCUGGUUUUGGCUCUAACCUCUUUGUGGCUAGCUCUCUCAUCGAUUUCUACUCAAAAUGUGGUUGCAUAAGCGAUGCCUACUUAGUAUUUGGUCAUAUUGAAGAAAAGAAUCUCAUACUGUGGAAUGCGAUGAUAACAGGAUUUUCCAAACAUGCCCGACCUUGUGAAGCCAUGAUACUGUUUGAGAAAAUGCAGCAACUAGGCCUGCAGCCGAAUGAAGUUACUUAUAUAUCUGUUCUGUCUGCGUGCAGUCACAUGGGUUUAGUCAAAAAUGGCCGUGGCUAUUUUGAUCUUUUGUUGAAAGGUAAUGCAGUUCGACCUAAUGUCCUUCACUAUUCUUGCAUGGUCGAUGUUCUUGGCCGGGCUGGGAAGAUUAAUGAAGCUUGGGAAUUGAUUAGUAGUAUGCCAUUCAGGGCUAUUCCAUCCAUGUGGGGAUCCCUGCUUAAUUCAUGUCGUGUGCAUGGUAAUAUUGAAUUGGGAAGAGUCGCUGCUCAGCAUCUUUUUGAGCUUGAACCUGAUAACGCAGCAAAUCUUGUUUUGCUUUCUAACAUAUAUGCUGCAAACAAACAAUGGGGAGGAGUUUCCACAGCCCGGAAGCUUUUGAAGGAUAGCAGUGCAAAAAAGGAAAUAGGGAAGAGUUGGAUAAAUGCUAAAGGAAAGGUUCACAUAUUCAUCGUUGGGGAGAACCACCAUCCAAGAAUAGCUGAGGUUUAUGCUAAACUCGAGGACCUUAGGAAUGAGAUUGAUCGGCUAGAAUACAAACUUGAGGUUAAAUAUGAUCUUCAUGAUGUUGAGGCAGAUCAAAAGGAGAAGUUAUUAAGAUAUCACAGUGAGAGAUUGGCACUUGGUUUUGGGCUUAUUGAGUUGCCCAGUGGAAUCCCAAUCAGGAUAUACAAGAAUCUUAGAGUUUGUGGCGAUUGUCAUUUGUUUCUUAAAAUAGUUUCAAAGAUCACUGGUAGGGAAAUCAUUGCUCGAGACACAAAUCGGUUUCACCAUUUUAAUGGUGGAAAUUGCUCCUGUGGUGAUUUCUGGUAGAAAAGUCCUGUCUAAAGUUUGUUCUGUAAUCCCCACAGCUUCUAAUUGUUGAAAUGUAUACUGAAAGCCUAAGCUUUGUAAACAUUUAUUAUGAAUAAAGAAUCACAU